This is a messenger RNA of Musa acuminata AAA Group (dessert banana), 2216 nucleotides long. RefSeq names its product vegetative cell wall protein gp1-like. NCBI's taxonomy places the organism in Eukaryota, Viridiplantae, Streptophyta, Magnoliopsida, Zingiberales, Musaceae. The record is from RefSeq and is a predicted model, not a curated record. The coding region runs from base 535 to 2025 and encodes 496 amino acids. The transcript has 2 exons.
GCCUUUGUAUCGAGCUGCAGCUCAUGCAGUGCAGAAGCUGCUGUUGGUUGGAGGGACAGUCCUAAUGUCUGCAACCUCGAUUGCGAUUGAUCCUCUUAUGUGUCUUUCCAAUUCUUGGCGAGUACUACUUAAUGAGUUGAAGAUCCAAAUAAAGGGUGUUUUGGUAUCGAGAUCUAGUAGAGAUUAUAGCCAAGCUUUUGCCCAUCGACAAUGCAGGAUGUACAGCGGCGGUGUCCGGUAGUGACACAGUCGUUCUUCCGGCACAAACCUCAUCCCUGUCACCCAGUGUCUUGUAAUGGAUCAUCAAGGAACCUGAGAGAUAGCCACCUAAUAAUUCGAAGCACCCGUGAUCGCAACCGAACAAAGCUUCUACCUUUCUAAUACCUCACGAAAUGCCUCAAGGACCUUCACGUGCCUUUGUUCCAUGUUCCAUGGACCUGUGAAGGCACAGAGUCUUCUUCUCCUUUUGCACCAACCAAGAAGAAGAAGAAGCAGUAUCACUCAGCUUCUCUCUGAUGCCACCUACCCUUGGCCAUGAAUCCCACAAUCUUCGUUGCCGUCUUCGCACUCCUCCUCACCAGGUCUCUGUGCCUCGAGGCUGACCCAAAGCCCAUCUCCAAUGUCACCGUGAUGGGCACCGUCUUCUGCGACGCCUGCGCCAACAACAACUUCUCCCAGCACAGCUACUUCUUAGAAGGUGUCAAGGUGAGGGUGCAAUGCGUUCUCCGAGUGAACGAGACGUCGGCGGGCGAGAUGAGGGUCGCCGUCGACAGGACGACGGACAGGUUCGGAGUCUACAAGCUCGACAUCCCGCCGGUGGACGGGUUCGAGUGCAGGGAGGGCCAAGGGGUGGACUCCUUCUGCCGAGCGAGCCUGGCGGAGUCUCCGUCGUCGCUGUGUGACGUCCCUGGGUUGAGCAGCUCCACCGAGCAUGUGGCGGUGCGAGGCGGCGAAGGGAAGCUGUGCCUCUACAACCUGAAUGCGCUCAACUACAGGCCGUCGAAGAAGGACGCCGACUUGUGUGGAGAUGACGGCGAGUUGUCACCGAGCUCUGCGAACUCUUCGCUCUUCUUCUGGCCACCGUUUGGGUUCCCGUGGCCAUUUGCACCACCACCGUCCUUCCCAUGGCCAUUUGCGCCUCCUCCACCGUCGUUACCAUGGCCAUUUGUGUCUCCUCCGCCGUCCUUCCCAUGGCCAUUUGCGCCUCCUCCACCGUCCUUUCCCUUCCCCUUCCCCCCAGCAGUACCGAACCCACCGGCGCCGCUGCUCCCGCCCUUGUUCCCUUCGCCGCCGCUGCUCCCGCCCUUGUUCCCUUCGCCGCCGCCUCCGUCUUUCCCGCCCUUUCCCCCGUUCGCUCCAUUUCCACCGGUGUUCACGCCACCCUCACCGCCUCCUCCCCCAGCUUACCUAUUCCCACCCUUUCCUCCCUUUACUCCUAUUCCGCCCUUGUUUUCGCCACCGCCUUCUCCUCCUUCACCUCCUCCAUCAUUCCCCUGCCCGUUCCCACCCUUCCCUCCCUUUACCCCAACUCCACCUGUAGUUACACCACGUCCACCGCCGCCUCCAUCAUUCCCCUUCCCACCCUUCCCUCCAUUUACCCCCACUCCACCUGUAGUUACCCCACCUCUACCGCCGCCUCCAUCAUUCCCCUUCCCACCCUUCCCUCCCUUUGCCCCCACUCCACCUGUAGUUACCCCACCUGCACCGCCGCCUCCAUCAUUCCCCUUCCCACCCUUCCCUCCCUUUACUCCCACUCCACCUGUAGUUACCCCACCUCCACCGCCGCCUCCAUCAUUCCCUUUCCCGUUCCCACCCUUCCCUCCGUCUCCUACCAAUCCACCUGUAGUUACACCGCCGCCUCCAUCGACCCCUUUCCCGUUCCCGCCUUUCCCUCCCUUUACUCCAACUCCACCUAUGGUUAUGCCACCGCCACCACCUCCCCCUCCAUCUUUUCCUUUCCCAUUUCCUCCAUUCCCACCCACUACUCCAUCUCCUGGGGAACCAUCGCCACCUCCAUCUCGCUGAGAAACCCAAUACUCGGUCUUCUCUCCACCCUCCAUCCUCCUCCUCCAGGCAACCAUGCAUUUGUUCUAAUGCCUUAAUAACAGCUAUAUGUAAGAAUUGGUUGCAUUGAAUGUAGUGUUGAUAGAGUAAACGUUGGUGUUUUUGUGCUACUGAAAGCACUUCAAAGAAAUUUGCAUCACACCUUUUUUUUU